Molecule: messenger RNA, 219 nt
Organism: Lasiodiplodia theobromae
Lineage: Eukaryota; Fungi; Ascomycota; Dothideomycetes; Botryosphaeriales; Botryosphaeriaceae
Exons: 1
Coding region: 1-219 (72 amino acids)
Source: RefSeq, a predicted model, not a curated record
AUGUCCAACCCAAGGAAUUCCUCUUCCUCCUCGGAUGCCGCCUCCAUCAUGAGUAGCUCCACCGCAAAGUCGACCACCAGUCUCCUCAAGAAGGUCUUCCGCCGGGAUUCUUCCGCCAAGCCUCCUAUGACCGACGCACAGGUUGCAGAGGCUCAGCGGGAGCGCGAGAACAAGGCCAACUAUAUGACCGCCGCUGCCACCUACGCGUCGCUUCGCUAG